AUGGAGCUGACUCCACGCCGUCAUGAGCUUCUCUCCGUCUUCCUUCUGUCUUUCGGCACCAUGUUCAUGUACCUUGGCUAUGAUUCGCAGUCGGCUUUUGCGGAGAGUGUCGUCCACUCGGUGAAUAGCCGAGAUCCUGGCCGUAUCUCUUCCUAUGCUGGUUAUUAUGGGUCAGUUUUUGGGUCUUUUUUUCUUGAAGUAGGCUGUCGUUGUUCUAAUUUUUUUCCUUCCCUUUGAUGAGUUCUGUGCUCAAAAAACUUGCAGUGUUGGUUUUCCAAGCUAAAAUAAGAAUAGAGCAAGAUCUUUGCCUUGAGACUUUAAUGAACUUUCUUCUUACCUCUUCGAAAAUUCAAGCAGAAAUUCUUGAUGCCGUGUUCGAAGUAAUUUUCGCGAAAUGCAAAAUCAACUCUGACCCUCCAAGUUUUAGUUCUCAUUUUCUUUCUCUGACUGCCAUUUUGAAUUUUGCGGAAUCACUUUGAACACGGUAUGAAGCCUGAAAUUUUCCCAACUUGCGAAAUUGCUUGAUUUACUGCAUAAUUGAACCUCCGAUCAACGCCUCGUUUUCGAAAAAUAUCCCAAAAAGGAGCUUUUUUCUAUGACGUGGGAGCAACAGAACUUCUCACAAAAGUCCUUCCUUUUUUGUCGUCACUUUUCUCUAGCUUCUUUCCUGAUGUCUGACUACUUGGUUAUAUUGAUACUGGUUUUCCACGCUAUGUCUUUUCAACUAUCGAUUUGUUGAGUUGUCAAAACAAAAACAAAGAAACUGGUCCGUGAUUGUGACACUUUGAGAUAGUUUAUAUGGAGGGGGCUUUUUCAAUUUUCCUGACUUGAAUUUUCAAAUAAAAAGGGACUUGAACCAAUAAGAAUGGUGUUUUCAUUGCAGCCAAGCGAUUCACUACAUCUCCUUCGCUUUUUUCACCUUCUUCACCGCCAGCCUACAGUACUAUUUAUCGUCGAAAUGGAUGCUUGUAAUGGCUUCCUCGAUCUUCACACUCUAUUAUACUGGCUACAUGUACAUAAAUACCUACAUUUUCUACUUUUCCCAGUGCGCAUUGGGCUUUGGCUAUGCAGGUUUGUGGGUUUCUGAGUUAAAAAUGAAAGAAAAAAGAGGUUGGAGUAUCAUUUAUUAUGUCCUUUUAACUUUAGCGGUUCUGUAAAAAUUAUCUGGUUAUUAGACUAUCCAAAAAGUUCAAAAAGUUUGAAUUGAGAAAAUAUGGACCAUAACUUUUCGGGCAAAGUCGGAGGGGUGGAUAAUGGCCUCUAAAAGGCAGAGGCUCAAAAAAGGCCGCAAAAAGGCAGCAAAAAAAGUUCCCUUAUCAAGCCUUCCAUUUUUUCUGAAAUUUAAAGGCUCAAGAAAUGGUGGAAAAAGGGAGAGGCAGCAAAAAUGGUGCAUAAAAGCCGAUGAAAUGGCGCAAAAAGGCAGCAAAAAGGAACAUUUCUAUGGAUCCCUUUUCCACCCUUUCCGACUUUGCCUAUGUUGUGAUCAUAUGUAUAAAAAAAGGAAGAAGUUUACACGAAAAAAUAAAAAAAUUUUUUCAGUCUACAACUCUGCUGAAGGCGCCUAUCUGUCGGAGCAUUCCUCAGCUCGAACCAUCGACUCCAACACAGCUUUUGAAACCGGAAUCGGCCACAUGGGGUACUGCUGAAUUCAUAUUUCGAGAGAAGAAGCCCGAAUUCAGACUGUUCCUCGGUGGCAUCACCAUGUUCAUCGUGCUGACUUUCGUCCCCCACAAGUUCGAAGGCCAUCUCAUGACUUUCACCGAAGAGACGAUCCGGAUGAUCUACGGGUCCCUGAUGGCCCUCUCCUUCGUCUCCGUCAUCAUCUUCCUCAUGCUCCCCACCAAGCAGUUCAACUCGAUCGCUCUCAAUUCGAAUAACCGGAUCACCCCGUCGCUCCGCAAUCAGUUUGGUUAGUGCAUUUUGUCUUGGACCAUAAAUGGGCAAGUAGUUCCGGAUGACUUAGAAAAUCUUCAAAAAAUGAAUAGUAAAGCUUUUAGCCUUAAAAAAUACAUGAAAACAACGGUUAACCUUGGGGGGUGGUAGUACUGACUUUACUUUAGAAAGACUUUCCAGAAGAGUUAGGGCUUUUUAAAAAAAUGGUAUGCCUAUGUAUAGAAAGUCCCCCCCCGUUUUUUUAAAAUAAAGUUCCCCCCGUUUUUUUAAAAAGCCCCCUCUCCCAAAUCUUUUUAUUGAAGUUAUUAUUUAACGACUUUAAAAUGAAAAAAAAAAUCUAGAAAAAAAGUAUAAUCAUAUAUGUGAGCUCCAAGGCAAAAAAAGUUUGAUUUUUCGAUUUUUUUUUUGAAAAUAUUACGACGAAUGUAAUUUUGACAGCUCCGAAGAACGAAAACGGAAAAAGUGAGACAGAGAUAGAAAAUUUUUCGCAUUUCUUUCUCGAUUCGCUUUGAAACAAGAUGAUGAUCUUAAAGAGAUAAUGAUUUUUUUAAAAAUUGAAACGUCACGGUAACAAAAAUAGCUUGAAGCAUAAAACAAAAAUUCACAUUUUUACUGUCAAAAUGAGCUUUCAGAACGGUUCGGCGAAUCGAUGAAGCACUUCAACACGAUCCUGCUGGCGAUGACGUUCGUCUACAUGGGCUGCAUGAUCUCGUUCAUGUACGGCAUCUACCCGACGUCUUUGUCCUUCACGUCUUCGUCCGGAACCGACGUCUACAUGAUCACCGUCUACCUGUUCUCGGCUGGCAUCGCCGCCUUCACGAGUAAGGAUCCGACAAGAGAUUCAUCAAAAAAAUUAAAGAUUUUUAAAAAAAGAAGGGAUGAGUGGAAUGAGAUAGGUGAAAUAAGAAAAAAACAUGAAAAAAAUUAUUUUUUUCUGAUUAUUUUUGAAAAAGAAAAAAAUAUCCUUUGAACUUUUUUUAGUCAAAUCUUGUGGAAAUAGAGACAUAUCAGGAAAGUUCCAAGCUGCGCAAAUUUACUUUAGAAAUCGGACACCUCUUUAAGAUUUCUAGAUAUAAUGUAAUAAAAUGCAAGGUUAAAGCUCUCCUUUUCUUCUAAAAUAGGAAUUGAUAUCGAGUAGAAUAUGAUUUUUCUGAAGAUCCUAUUGAAAUUGAUUGAUGAAUAGCAUGAAUCAGCAAGAAAUGAGACACGAUGCUUUCGGCGAAUGCCUUGUACAAAUUUUGGUCUCACUUCACCAGAACUGACGUCAUUUUUGUUGUUUUUUUGAUCUCCCACACGGCAAACUGUUGUACUGUCGACUGUAAAGCGAACUUUUCCCAUCGAGGGUUCAAACGGUGUAGGAAUGCCGCGUUUGACCCGUUUCUGUGUCUGCUGCUAAAUAGAGUAGCCCCCCUCGUCAUUGCAAACGUUCUUUGAAGAGAAAAAAUGGACGUCUCCGCUGCAAGAUACGCUAUCUUAUCGGCUUUGCAGCGGAACAUUUUGAUCUAGUGUGUUCUGGUGAACUUGUGACGUGCGCCGCCGAAACUAGCAUUCCGGGAUUUCCGAGUAGAGAAGAUUGAUUCAAGAAGGAUUCUGAUGGAGUAGGGUUUUUUGUAGGAUACAUGGGGGAUAAUAAUUGGACCAGACCUUAAAUUUAUGAUAAAUAUUUAUUAAGAUGAUAAAAUUCAUAUGAGCAAACUAUUUUCAGCAUUUUUAGCGUUUUUUUUUCAACCCAUCUUUAAACUUCAUCAUUUUUUCCAAGAAAAAAAAAAUGGCGAAACUAAAUUGCACCAAAGGGGAUUCGAACUUGCAUCAUAGGUUCAACAGCGCAAGGCCGCUAGCCACUACCCUACGCCGACUGCUGGUAGCUAGUGUUGCCGCCGCAAGAUAUCCCCUCCUUUCAUCCAAUGCAUCCUUUGCGUGCAAGUUUUGAGGCGCCGUAACUCGACUAGAACCAAAAAAUGCACUUUUUUUAAUUUUUUGGAUUCAGGGUGUUCGUAAGUAUCUAUAUAACAAGUUUCAUCAAAUUCUAAUACCUCGACCUUUCGCACUUAGAUGAAGGUUAUGAAUUUCUGAAUCUGCAUAUUUUCCCAGUUUUCAGUAACGGAUGCUUCUAAUAAAAUUUCCUGGGCUAGAAACUACAUUUUGAAGCAUCCAUUCUCGAAAAAAUUGAGACACGGGCCUAGUCAAAAACGUCUCAAAAAGGACUUAUGACCUUUUUCUUAAAGAGGUAAAAAAGAAGUAGGUGGAAAAAAGCUGAAAAAAAGGAUUCCGAGAAACUUUCGACACCAUGUUAGAAACUCAAAAAGGAGCUUUAGCCUCUUCUCAAGCCUUUUUUGAGGUCGUUUGGACUUUGCCUGUGGAUGGGAUAGUUUUAAAAUAUUUUUCUGAUACAUCAAGGAUAGAGUUUUUGAGUGAACUAUUUUUUUUAUCAGUUGGAGGGGUUAAACUUUGAAAAUUUUCCAGGCGCGAUGGUCCUCCGACCGAUGAUCAAAAGAUUGCACAAGUUCAAACUGGUCGUCCCGGCGGCUGUCCAUUUCAUCGCCAUGGUCGGAGCCCUGACUCUGGCCUACAUGACCGUCCCCAACAACGCCACGAUCCGACCCACUGGACCCGAAGAAGAAGCCUACCUUCGGCCGAGGUUCGGCUGGGAUUCCAAGGCCUGGACAACGAAGUGUUUCAGCCGCACGAUCACCGCCAUCAUCGGAUUCCUGAUGGGCUUGAGCGACGUCACGAUCACCAUGUGCCGGACGGUAAUCUGUCAAAUCGCCGUUCCCGACUACCGCGCCGAAGUCUUCAGCCUCACGCGCGCUUAUCAGGUUUCGUUUCGACGUUUGUGGAGUCUUUUCCCGACACCUUCUCUUUUUUUACGGCGAUGCUUUUCGAGGUCUUGCAGGGAUGUUAAAAAUAGUGAAACGAAGGGAUAAGGCUUGGAAAGAUUUGAAAAUUGCAGGGGGAGUUGGAGCAUAGCCUCAACUGAAAUAUGAAGACUGAAGUUCCUACCAAAAAGACAGCUUUUUUUGCUGCCCCUCGUUUCAACAGAGUUUCGAAGAAACAAGAGAGGGGGGAAGUUGGAUCAUAACCUCAAUUGAAAGAGUCAGCGAUAGGUGAAGAGGAAGACGGAAGUUCCUACAAAAAAGGGCUGGUAAUUUUUCUCAUUUUUUGAAAAUUGACCAUUGUUCUAUGAAGCAUGAUUCCAGUGCGUCGCCUCCUGCGUGAUUCUCUUCGUGUCGCCCGUGCUGACGAUGACGUCAUGGCUGGUGAUCCUCCUCAUCGGACUAACCAUCGGCCUCGGAUGCCUCAUCACCGUUCUCUGCAGAACCCACAGCAACGACUUUGUCGCGCCGAUCCUUCCAUUGAAAGAGGAAUCUCCAGAAAUCCUACAUUAA
Messenger RNA from Caenorhabditis auriculariae, 5279 nucleotides. Lineage: Eukaryota; Metazoa; Nematoda; Chromadorea; Rhabditida; Rhabditidae. The record is from the annotation of a GenBank genome assembly.